GACCACAGAGGCUGUGACUUUCCAGCAUGUCAUUCCCGAGGACUAGGAGAUGAUGACGUGGGCACGUGGGUGCAGGGACUGCCAGGAAGGGGGGCACACGUGCACCUGAGAUUUGGAAAAGAACACGGGAAGCUCCGUUGCCUGUGGCCGGAACGACGUUAGGAUUUGCAAUUAAUUUUUAUUCCUGAGACUGAGCAAAUUACCCCUAAGGGAUUGACAACUGCACUUUCCUUAAACAUUAGCUAGUCCUUUGCUUUUGAAGUCAAUUCUGGCAACCCUGACGCCUUAGCCGGGAAGAGCCCUUGCCAGGGUCCCAUUUGCAUCUUGUCUGCUGGAGCAUUUGCUGAAUCAAGGUUCAGCCCAUGCCCUGUUUGCAGCCUCCUAGAACUGGCAGGCGGCAAAAAUGGAGGAGACGAGCCUGAGAAAAAGGAGAGAGGUGGAACAGUCGAUCCAGAGUAAUGAACCCAAAGUCACAAAGCUCCAAAAGGAGGUGGGCCUCAUCAGCGGCAUCUGCAUCAUCGUGGGCACCAUCAUUGGCUCCGGGAUCUUCAUUUCCCCCAAGUCCGUGCUCAGGAACACGGAAGCCGUGGGGCCCUGCCUCACCGUCUGGGCAGCCUGCGGGGUCCUGGCGACGCUGGGCGCGCUGUGCUUUGCGGAGCUGGGCACCACAAUCACCAAGUCGGGGGGCGAGUACCCUUACCUGAUGGAAGCCUUCGGCCCCGUUCCUGCCUAUCUCUUUUCCUGGACCAGCCUGGUGGUGAUGAAGCCCUCAUCCUUUGCCAUCAUCUGCCUCAGCUUCUCCGAGUACGUCUCCGCGCCCUUCUACUCGGGCUGCAAGCCUCCCGAAAUUGUGGUCAAGUGUCUGGCAGCCGCUGCCAUCCUGGUCAUCGUCACGGUGAACGCCCUGAGCGUGCGGCUGGGCAGCUAUGUCCAGAACGUCUUCACGGCGGCCAAGCUGGUGAUCGUGGCCAUCAUCAUCAUCAGCGGCAUCGUCCUCCUGGCCCAAGGAAAUACAAAGAAUUUUGAAAAUUCUUUUGAGGGUCCAACAUUGUCUGUGGGAGCCUUCAGCCUGGCACUUUAUAACGGACUCUGGGCCUACGAUGGAUGGAAUCAACUCAAUUAUAUCACAGAAGAACUUAAAAACCCUUUCAGGAACCUGCCCCUGUCCAUCGUCAUCGGGAUCCCACUGGUGACAGUGUGCUACAUCCUCAUGAACGUCUCCUACUUCGCCGUGAUGACCACCACCGAGCUCCUGGAGUCCCAGGCUGUGGCAGUGACCUUUGGUGACCGUGUCCUCUAUCCGGCCUCUUGGGUCGUCCCGCUCUUCGUGGCGUUUUCAACCAUCGGUGCCGCUAACGGGGCCUGUUUCACGGCGGGCAGACUCAUUUACGUGGCAGGCCGGGAAGGCCACAUGCUAAAAGUGCUGUCUUACAUCAGUGUCAAGCGCCUAACUCCAGCCCCUGCCAUCAUCUUCCUCGGUAUCAUAGCUACCAUUUAUAUCAUCCCUGGCGACAUAAACUCAUUAGUCAAUUACUUCAGUUUUGCUGCAUGGCUAUUUUAUGGCUUGACGAUUCUAGGACUCAUUGUGAUGAGGUUUACAAGGAAAGAACUGGAAAGACCUAUCAAGGUGCCCAUUUUCAUUCCCAUCUUGGUGAUUCUCAUAUCUGUGUUUCUGGUUGUGGCCCCAAUCAUCACUGAACCCGCAUGGGAGUAUCUCUACUGCGUGCUAUUCAUCCUAAGUGGCCUUAUAUUUUACUUCCUUUUCGUCUACUACAAGUUUGGAUGGGUUCAGAGGAUCUCGAGUGAGUAUCAGCAGGAUUGUCCUGGCAGAGGUGACGCACAGGCAGGCACGGCGUCCCACAGCCUCCCCAGCCCCAGUCCCACCUUGACUAUCCUGUGAGAGCACCUCACAUGGCGGCAACUUCCACCUCUUCCCCACGCUCCCCACGGCCUGUCACCGCUGGGGCCCACCUGUGGCCUCUUUGUUCCAUCAAUUCCUCUGAGAAGCAGGAAGGGAAGCACCAUCUUCUCUUGACAGAGAUGCAUCGAGGAGGUCCAGCAGCAUCCCAGGGACACCCAAGAAGUGACAGCUGGGACCAGGGAGCUGGGACGAGGGCCUGAGCUGUCCAGUUCCAAGGCCCCAGGUCUCACCUUCCACUCAGCAGUCUGGGUUCCUCAUCUACUUUAACACAAGUGUUUAAAAGUUAAACCACCUUAACCACUUUCCCUUCUCAAAAGAAAGCACUAGUGCCAAAGGAUAUCAAAAGGGACCACAAACUGUCCCUAAUUGCUUUUCAAAAAGUCUUGAACCAUAUGAUAUUCAUAAUGCUUUACCCUACAGGCAGCUUCAGUGUCAGAAGCCCCACUUACAAAAGCCUGCCAGGCUCCUGAGCACCCUCACCAGGCCACACCUGAUCAAUGGCUCCUUUCCUCUUCUCUCUGCGCAGCGAGCUCCUUGAAGGCAGG
Molecule: messenger RNA, 2466 nt
Organism: Choloepus didactylus (southern two-toed sloth)
Lineage: Eukaryota; Metazoa; Chordata; Mammalia; Pilosa; Megalonychidae
Gene: SLC7A9
Product: solute carrier family 7 member 9
Exons: 11
Coding region: 404-1900 (498 amino acids)
Biological process (GO): amino acid transmembrane transport
Cellular component (GO): membrane
Molecular function (GO): L-amino acid transmembrane transporter activity
Source: RefSeq, a predicted model, not a curated record